Molecule: messenger RNA, 1893 nt
Organism: Tarenaya hassleriana
Lineage: Eukaryota; Viridiplantae; Streptophyta; Magnoliopsida; Brassicales; Cleomaceae
Product: cytochrome P450 86A1
Exons: 2
Coding region: 116-1660 (514 amino acids)
Molecular function (GO): iron ion binding; heme binding; oxidoreductase activity, acting on paired donors, with incorporation or reduction of molecular oxygen
Source: RefSeq, a predicted model, not a curated record
UAUUGUACAAACGUUGGAAAUUUUCCAACAUUGGUCUGCAUACAAAACCAUAGCACAGUCCAUAACAAUUUAUAUAUAUAUAUAAUCUUUAUCGAUUGUUUUGAACAGGGAAUAUAUGGAAAACGUUACCGUAUACCUCGGCGUAGCUACCGUGGUGAUAUCGGUUUACGCUCUAUGGUUUUACCUUCUUUCCAGGAGACUCACCGGUCCGAGAGUGUUGCCUCUGGUCGGAAGCUUACCGUUUCUGAUCGCAAACCGGAGUCGAAUCCACGAUUGGAUGGCCGACAAUCUCCGCUCCUCGGGGGGCACGUACCAAACAUGCACCAUCAUGAUACCUUUCGUGGCCAAGAAACAAGGGUUUUACACCGUCACGUGCCAUCCGAAGAAUCUCGAACAUAUCCUCCGGACCCGUUUCGACAACUAUCCGAAAGGGCCGAUGUGGCGAACCGCCUUCCAUGAUCUGUUAGGACAAGGGAUCUUCAAUAGCGACGGCGAGACCUGGCUCAUGCAACGUAAAACGGCGGCGCUGGAAUUCACGACGAGGACGUUGAGGCAAGCCAUGGCUCGUUGGGUGAACCAGACUAUCAAGAACCGGUUAUGGAUAAUCUUAGACCGGGCGGUUAGAGAUUCCAAACCGGUCGACCUUCAAGACUUGUUCUUAAGGUUGACUUUCGACAACAUAUGCGGUUUGACUUUUGGUAAGGACCCGGAAACGCUGUCGCCGGAGCUGCCGGAGAAUCCGUUCGCCGUUGCAUUCGACACAGCGACCGAGGCCACGCUUCAGCGGCUUCUUUACCCUAGUUUCUUGUGGAGGGUCCAAAAUAUUGUAGGGAUCGGAUCUGAGAAAAGACUGAAGAAUAGCCUCCAAGUUGUGGAAGAUUACAUGACCGAAGCUAUUCGUGCUCGGACAAAAUCUCCGUCCGACGAUCUUCUGUCUCGGUUCCUUAAGAAGCGAGACGUGGACGGAAACUCGAUCCCGAAAGAAGUGCUCCAACGCAUCGCACUCAACUUCGUGCUGGCCGGACGAGACACGUCGUCGGUGGCUCUGAGCUGGUUCUUUUGGCUCGUCAUGAACCAUCCCCAAGUGGAGGAGAAGAUCGUGAGGGAAAUAUCGACGGUUCUGAGAGAGACACGUGGCGAUGAUCGGAGGAAGUGGACGGAGGAGCCAUUGGUGUUUGACGAGGCCGACCGCCUGGUUUACCUCAAGGCUGCUUUGGCUGAAACGCUGCGGUUAUACCCUUCUGUUCCUCAGGACUUCAAGUACGUGGUGGAGGACGAUGUUAUGCCGGACGGGACGUACGUGCCGAGAGGCUCGACCGUGACGUACUCCAUCUACGCCAUCGGACGGAUGAAAUCCAUUUGGGGCAAAGACUGUCUUGAAUUCCGACCGGACCGUUGGCUGUCGGCCGACGGUGACCGGUUCGAACCCCCCAAGGAUGGCUACAAGUUCGUGGCCUUCAACGCGGGACCGAGAACCUGCUUGGGCAAGGACCUGGCCUACCUCCAGAUGAAGUCCGUCGCCUCCGCCAUCCUCCUCCGUUACCGGCUCUGCCCCGUUCCCGGUCACCGAGUCCAGCAAAAGAUGUCCCUCACUCUCUUCAUGAAGAACGGCUUACGCGUUUUCUUGCGACCUCGUCCCCACGAGCUUUUGCAUGCGUAAUUCGAUGGUGUUUCCGUCAAUCGAGAAGCCGGGGAAGGGUAUAUGAGUCAAGAUGGAGGUUAACGGAGGGUAUAUAUGUCAUUUCAAUUGUUAUUUAUUAUUCUAAGCAAAUGUCCUUUUCUUACAUAUGUACAUUGUCAUUUCUCACUUUGUGAUGUUCGGGUUUGUUCAACUCUUGCGAGUGAAAAAAGUUUCUAUUGAUUUGAAAAUUAAUUUGGAAAGUAAGAUUUUAU